Acanthaster planci (crown-of-thorns starfish) is the source of this 3798-nucleotide messenger RNA. RefSeq lists its product as uncharacterized. Lineage: Eukaryota; Metazoa; Echinodermata; Asteroidea; Valvatida; Acanthasteridae. The record is from RefSeq and is a predicted model, not a curated record.
CAUCUGCCUUGCAACAAACACCAAACCAGCAGCAGAUAUCACUUGGUCACUCGAUGGACAGGAUAUCAGCGGGGAGACCAGCGUCACCGAGGAAGGCCCAUUUAACAUGAGUAGCACGAUCAUGGUACCGUCGUUUGAGACAUGGAAGCAGAUGAUCCUUACAUGUACGGUUUCUUUGAUGGGGAUGAAUGUGUCUACUACCAUUCGUCUAAGACCCAAUGGCACAGAUGUAAUCAGAGAAUUUUCAACCACUCAACCGCCUUGGAGCUACGGCCAGGUUCCCACGUCGACUUGGAAAACAUCAAAUCAUGCAAAUACUGUGAGGAUCCCUUGGUCAGCAUGGAUAUCUGUUGGAGUUGCUGUCCUGGCAGCACUUGUGCUGGUUCUAAUCAUUGCAACGGUCUUGUUGAAACGCCAAAAGCGUGUCAGCUCAGGGGAAGCAAACCGAGACGGGUCACUCUUUAGACGGAGUAGUAUUGAAAGAACUAGUGUGUCUAUGAGUCCUGUCCUCAGCACAGCUACUCAAUCAUCAGGAUCCAGGCUACUUGAGACCGCCGCUGCUGUCAACCCAAGGGAUCAAAACAAUGUACCUUCUUCCAGCAGAAAAAAGCCCAAUUCCAUAGGUUCGGAGGUUGGUCUUGUCUACGCUGAUCUCGAGCACACCAGGACACAUGCAGCUGGGGCCCCACCCAUCCGCACCGAGUGUCCCACCAACUACGCAGAAAUCAACCUUUCCCUGCUGUCGUCUUCAGUUAACCUCCCCUUUGCUUCAAGCUCACAAGACGAGGCUCCGCCCCGACCACUCCGUGGUAACCCAAUCCCACUUCUCCCCCGACAUUUGCACCUUUAAUGGACUCACUGCAUGCUAAGGAACAUUGACAUUUCGUUAUGACCCAAGUUUUGUAAAUAAGAUCUCUUUUCUGUCGAUCCACGAUAUUAAUUAUCUUUUCAGGAUAAAAGUAAAGGAGAUUCCCUCAAACGAUUGUACUUUCCAAUUUAAAAAAGAGGACCAGACCCAAUUACAGUUACAUGCUUAUGAUGAACUGCUUCGAUUUGUCGAGAUUGCGUGUUUUGACUACAACGGCGCUGAAGUUAAAUAUAUGUAUUUAACGAGAAUAAUCUCCAAAAAAGGCAUAAAAAGCCUUUUAAAAAGCGCCCCUUGAGCAGAGAUAUUGACAAAUGGGAAGAGCCACCGACACAGUGCUGAGUAGCACAGUUGGUUGGCAGGUUCAAAUCCCGCUCCGGUCAAUUUCGUUUUUCAUCUUUAUAAUAAAAAAGCCAUUUUGUGAGACUUAGAAGUCAAACAUUGAAACAGGUACAGGAUGCCAACAUUAAAGAAUUGUUUAUUUGUAAUUGUGAAUUACACGAGUCCCUCUUGUGUAACGAGGAAUCACAAGACGAGGGAGCACAAGACACGUAAAACGAACAAUCAAUUAGCGGAUUUCUUUUUCUUAAGAUUGACCAUAUAGCCAUGCCUGCAUAUCACCGUGCUGAAAUAAAUGAAUCAACCCCAAAACUUGUUCCAUCUUUUAAAGAGCAUCAUAUGAAAAUAUAAUUAUCUGCGGGACUGUAUUACCUUUAUGAAACGUCCUGUAACAGCCAUCAUGUGAUAGCCAACGGCUAGCGAUUUACAUCGCAAGACUCUUUCGGCAUCCAUGCAUGCGCAUUGCUUAGUUCGAAGUUUAGAAUUUCAAAAACUGGGGUCUCCAAAGAUUGCCCCCGGUGGCUUGAUCACUUCACGUGGACAACUAUAAAGUGGGUUUAUAAUGACUUCGUGUGCUCACUUGUACAUUUUGUUACACCGACCCAUUGGCGUCAGGAGAACUUCAAGGACUGAGCGGGAAACCAAGGAGGAUUAUACAUGUGUUGUUGGUUAACCUGGCACAUUUAAUGGUCUUAACUCGAAACUAAUUAUACUGGGAGAUUGCACGUUCAAAUCCAGCUCCAGUCAAUUUCUCGGUUCAUCUUUAUAACUCUUAACUUGGAUUAGAAAAGAAACCAAUAUAUGUUACACAGAGUGUAUCAUGAAAAAGAAGAAAAGAAGAAAAAAAAAGAAACACACUUUUGGUAUGUUAUUUAUUCACACACGGUCAAUGAUGGCCGGUUAAUCAUUUAUUAUGGACAAUGAGACGAAGAGGGUUUGGGACCAAGUUUCACUUGAAAUGCCAGCAUAAAUUAUGAUUCAGUUCUCCUCUCCUAUGAAAUGUUUGUAUAUUAAUAGGCAAGAUUCACAAUACAGUCAGGUAAGUCAUUGAGUGUCACAAUGACUACAAUGAUUUACUUUCAUUGGUUUUAGGCCUACAAAAAGCAGUAGUUUGUUUAGACAGUUACCAUCAUUUUUCCAAGAUGGUGCCGUUGACUACAGAGAGGAGAGUAUUUGUGGUGACUCAGUACGCUCGUACCCAAAAAAUUUCAAGGAAACGCAAAAAUUAUUCCGAUAAAGAUAUCCUGACCGUGGUCCUCCAGCCAACCACUUAGAAAUUAUGUAAUGAAACACCUGACUCCAAAAACAAAAGAAAUUUUAUUGGGUUUUUGUACGCUCUUUAUAGGGACUGAUUUCAGCCUUGUCGAUACAGAGGGUAUGUUUUACUAUUACAAGAAAAAACGGUUUUGAUUAAUUGGCACUGUUCAGGGACGAAUGACGACUUUCGUGUUUGAAUCUUCACCCACUAAGAGAUGAGAGGAAUCAUUACAAAAGAGCCCGUACUGCAACUGCUGUUUUAUAAUUCUCAUGUUACGGUUCAUCAUCAAAGAUAUUUUCCAUUCCUGGAUAGAGCUAUUUGUUCACGAUAUGUUAAUAAUUUUGCUAAAUGUUGUAGAUCUUUUCAUAGUGGAUAUUUAGGAGCAUUGACGAUGCCUAUGUAAAUUGAUCAAACGGCUGUACAUUCAUGGGAGAGUUAUCCCUUCCUCGUGAUGUUACCUAUUGCCCAUUGAUGCUUUUGCGAAUGCCGGUGUAAUCUGUUGCUACCUUUGAACAUUGCUGGCGUCAUUGCAGUGGAAGUCUUAGCAAGUGUAAGUGUAGUGCUGCUUUGAUGACGUAGUCCUACUGAAUUCAUGUACGAUUAUCAUUUUAGUUGCUAAUGAUAGCAUGUAUCGCAUACAUAAUAUCCAAGAAUAUGUAAUAAAAGAAACCUCACGAUUCUCUCAACACAAUAUAAAUGAUGUGGUCACACAUUACUCUUCUGUGAGUUAAACUGAAGGAUCUCAUUAGAAUUUGUAUAGUGUAGCAAACGUGGGUCCGUGCCUUAAACGAGUGUUUGUAUGGCUGCCAUCUUAUAGGCCAGUGCUUUUGUUUCAUCGGCCAUGUACAUUGCACAGGAGGUUUCCCUGAGCUACAACAGAACUGUCCUGUGAGAUGGCUACCAUGCAAAGCCUCUACUCGGGUUAUUAUUGUCUGGUUAGCAACUGACAAAAGUAAUAUGAUUUGCACCCUAAUCCAACCCUCUAAGCUAAACAAAAAGUGUCACAAGACUUUUUUUCAAAACAAUGUAUAAGUAAGUUGUCCAUGACCAGGAACAUGCACCUAUUGAUAAAAAGUUUACAACCACAGUUUUUGACAACACGACACAAUGAUUACUUUGUGCGUAGCUUCAUCAGUUUUGCCUUUGCUUUGGGGUUUCUUUUUAAUGUAAAGGGGCAUCAACUGCAUUGCUGAUGCUGUAAAUAGCUGUGACAUGCACGGCUCAGGCAGUUUUGCACAGUUGCAGCUGCUGUUGAUCCAAGGAUAUUUUUCACCCCAUUUAAUGUCCUUAAUUUUGGUUGGAAGGGAAUCGUAGGCUCUUACUAAAAUGCCAGCCA